GACAGGGACGGUGGUCAAACCUGACCCCAACCUGUGUCGAGAUAACAUGUGAGCUCCCAUCGUUGCUGAAUGGUAACGCUAGUUCAACUUCUACAAAGUUCGACGCCACUGCAUCGUACAAAUGUAAUGAAGGUUAUAUUCUUGAAGGACAGAUAAAUGCAACCUGUGUCAAUAACGGUACUGAAAACCAGAAAGGAAUGUGGUCGAAUCCUCUCCCGACAUGCAUUGCGAUAAACUGUGAGCAACCAACUUUGCCGAAUGGUGACGUAAAUUCAACAUCUACGGCAUUUGGCGCUACGAUCCAUUAUUCAUGUAACGAUGGCUAUGUUUUGGAAGGAAGUGUAAAUUCAACAUGUGUUCACAACGGUACUGGAAAUCGGCAGGGAAAGUUGUCGAAUCCACCACCCACCUGUACUAAAAUAACCUGUGAGCGACCGACUGUGCAGAAUGGAAACGUUACUGUAACAUCCAUCAAGUUAGGUUCUGUUAUCCAGUAUACGUGUAACGAUGGCUACGUUUUAGCAGGGAAGAUGAAUUCAACUUGUGUCCAUAACGGUACUGGAAAUCGGCAGGGACAAUGGUCAAACCCUUCCCCUAACUGCAUGGAGAUUACCUGCCUUCAACCACUCUUCUCAAACGGAAGAGCAAUCACUGAUUCUCUCAAGUUUGGUGGAACUGUAAGAUACCUCUGUAACGAAGGCUUUGCCUUGAAAGGCAAGACAACUUCAAUCUGCAUUUCCAGCGAUGUUGGAAAGAGGACGGGGAGGUGGUUAGACCCUACUCCGAUAUGCUCAGAAAUAACCUGUGAGCCGCCAAUCCUACGAAACGGAAGUGCAACCGCGGAUUCCUUGAAAUACGGCGGAACUGUAAAUUACGCAUGUGACGAUGGUUACAUACUUGAAGGGGAAUUCAGAACAAUCUGUGGGCGAAAGGGGAGUGAGGAAGGGAAAUGGCAAGACCGGAAACCAAUUUGUAUAGAAAUUACGUGUGACAUACCAACUCAUCCCGACAACGGAGUUGCGGUCGCCGAUUCCCGGAAAUUGGGUGGAAAGGUGCGCUACUUCUGUCGCAAAGGAUAUCUCCUGAAUGGCAACAAAGAUAUUGCAACAUGCGUUAGAAAUGGAACGACGAAUGCAAGAGGAGCGUGGUCAAAUCGGACACCGAUCUGUUCACCAGUCACGAAAGGUUAUAGUCCUGUCCGUAGUUUAGAAAGUAGUUCUCCAGGAAACGAUGAUGGUUUUGGUAGCGGCGUCGGGUGUGGAAUAGGCAUAAUGCUUUUAAUCGCAUUGGUAGUUGGCGGUAUAUGUAUCCUUAUCAAGAAAAGGAAGUACAUUGCCAGACUCCAUAGUUUGGGUAGUCUAAACCCAAAACAACCCGAGGAGGAAAAAGAAGUCCGAGAUUUCAAUAAUCCUGUUUAUGGCAUGGACGAAACUGAAUCAUAUGGACAACGAGCCUAACGUCAGAGUCAUUUUAUACAAAGCGUAUUAAAGGAACAGGCACAUGAGGUAGCCAGAAGUUACGUGACUGACAACCGCACUAUGCCGCCACUGCAAGCAACAACAAUAAGAUUCUCUUGUACUGACCUCAUUCUUGUGCAUGCAUAACGGGUAUUCUGCUUCUUCUUCAUCUUUCCAACCGUUAUCAUGGGGUCGGAACAGCCAGCUGGAUCUCGCAAGGAACUUUGUAUGGGUGCAAAUGCACGUAAUGCACAGGGCACAUUCAAAACUCGGAAUAAAGUGUUCCAUUCGCCGAGUUUUUCAACACUUGAGUCUGUGAUAAAGGAUAAUUCGUCUUGUCGGCGCGUGGCAUACGCAGUUCCAUCAUCAAGGUGAAAUAUUAUCACCAAUCAAGGUCACACUUUUCGGGUAGUCGUUCUUUCUGAACGUAGAACGCUUGCAGCCUGGAUCUCUUUACUAGCCACCCCCGUUGCAAAGAAGAAGACGCUUCAAAUCAGACCUAAACUUUGAACUACUGGCUAAGUAUAGAAAGAAAUUCGAUGCGUUGUUUGCAACUGCCCAUAUAAAUGCCAACUCGAACGUGAAAAUCCGAAGGUUAGGUUCGGAGACCAUGAUGUUCUCGAGGCAGCAAUACCAGGCUAUAAAGUCGACUGUGUAUGGUAAUAAAAAUAUCAUCAGAGAUGUUGCCACGACUAUCAACAUGACAGUCAUGGUUCUUUCCUGCUUUUGGCGCGUUUUCACGCCACCAAGGGCCUUUUCUUUAACUUCCGAGCUCUGCUUCUUUAGACUGAAAAUGAUAGCUACAUUCAGAAUGAACAAGAGUCCAAGGGGGAGAAAAACGUCUACACAAGCGUUAAUUACCUCAAAUCCGACGCCAUACCACCUAAAGUAUUUCGGGAAGACACAUUUGGAGUACAACCCGUCGUCAUCUUGUUGGGCACUCCAGAAACUAUUCGGAAAAUAGAUCACCACGUGCGCAAUAACGUUCAUAGCAACAUGUAUUUUAGCUUUUCUCAUUGUACACGACAGCGCGGCUUUCAGGGGAAAUACAACAACUAUGAAUCUAUCAAGCGCAAUGAUCAAGAUCUGCCAGAUUGAAAUAUUGUAUAAAUAAAGAACGGCAGUGAACAAUUGACAAUUCACUUCCCCCACUGUGCGGGAUUCCAGAACAUCUGGUUUUAUAUUGAUAAUCAACUUAGGCAGAAGGUAAAAGACUAAAGCAAAAGUGUCGGUAACAGAAAGGACUUUGAGAUGAAAGCACAUUACGUUAUUGCGAUUCGAAGGCUGGUUCAUGAUUAGGAAACUCAAGGUGUUCCCUGCAACACCCAGCAUUAUCAUAAUGGGGUUGGCGACGCGCUGCAUGAUAUUGACGUACAGCAGGUAAGGAGAGAUUUCCCCCUGGCUGUCCAAGCGAAAAUCCGAUGUCACAAUCAUGAUUUAUCCAAGAAUAUUACGGAUUCCUUCA
Messenger RNA from Lineus longissimus, 2922 nucleotides. RefSeq names its product sushi, von Willebrand factor type A, EGF and pentraxin domain-containing protein 1-like. The transcript has 9 exons. NCBI's taxonomy places the organism in Eukaryota, Metazoa, Nemertea, Pilidiophora, Heteronemertea, Lineidae. The record is from RefSeq and is a predicted model, not a curated record. Bases 198 to 1457 code for a protein of 419 amino acids.